UUACUCAUAAGUUUUAAUCUGAUGAUUUGAGAUUCAAUGUUCUUAUUCGGUCAUUUCAUUCCCAAAACAACAACAAAUUAUCGUAUCGCUGGAAGUCAGAAAAAAUGGAAAGAUCACUGAUUUUUUCGGUGUUACUCAACCACCAAUUACAACUCAAAAUACCUUGUUGUAAUCCAUAUAUGCAUUGCCGAUUCCGAAUCGAACCUGAUUCGCAACCGGCCGAUCUCCCGGUGGUUUAACAACCUUGCCCCCACACUCUCCAUCUCCCUAGCUACCACACCAUUCUCCAUAAUUCAUACUACUAAACACAAGAGGAGAGAAAUGACGCCAUACGCCCAUACCCUUACUUUGCUUUUUACCUCUUCCCUCGAGUCAGGGUCAGGUCUCGUUAAUUUCCCUCUCUGUUUGGUUUCAGUCUCCUCUGUAGCUUCGUCCCCCUCUCUUUUCCUUCACGUGACUCCCUCUGAGCUUGCAAUUCCGACAAUAUACUGCCUCACCUAGAUUAGAUUACACCCCUCUUUGUCACCUAGCGCUUCCUUCUCCCUCCCUAAACCCUCUCCGCCAUGGCCAAUCAUCCUCUCCACCAUCCCUAAACCAACCACCAUUCCUCCACCGCCACCCACAACAAAAUGACCUUCAACACCCACCUUCUUCUCCUCCUCCUCCUCCUUCUACCCGCUUCAUCUUCCCCCUCCCCGCCUCCUUCCGACGCCGAAUCCCUCCUCGCAUUCAAAUCCAAAGCAGAUUUACACUCCACCCUCCACUACUCCCACAAAUCCUCCCCCCAGCUCUGCCUCCACUGGCAAGGCGUCCGCUGCCUCCAAAACCGAAUCACCCACCUCGUCCUCCAGAACCUCCUCCUCGGCGGCGUCUUCCCGGCCAACACCCUCACCGCCCUCGACCAGCUCCGCGUCCUCGGCCUACAAAACACCUCCCUCACCGGCCCAAUCCCCGACCUCUCCAACCUCCUCAACCUCAAAUCCCUCUUCCUCGACCACAACUACUUCUCCGGCUCUUUACCCCCUUCCCUCGCCGCCCUCCACCGCCUCCGCACCAUCGACCUCUCCCACAACAGCCUCUCCGGCCCCUUGCCCCGAUGGCUCGCCUCCCUCGACCGAUUGAACUCGCUCCGCCUCGAGUGGAAUCGAUUCAACGGCUCCAUCCCGCAGCUCAACCAGUCCUCCCUCCUCGCCUUCAACGUCUCCCACAAUGUCGACCUCAAUGGAGCGAUUCCCCUCACCCCUACGUUCCUCCGACUCGAGAUCUCGUCCUUCUCCCUAAACCCUAACCUCUGCGGCAAGAUCUUGAAAAGGGAGUGCCAUCCCGGAACUCCCUUCUUCGGCUCCCCGUCGCCGUCACGCCCGACGGCGCCGGCGGCGCCAUCGGGCCAAUCCGCGGAGCUCCGCGGCGUCAAUUUAACUCAUCCGAGCCGAGAUCCAGACCACCACAAGAGGAAAUCGGUGAUUAUCGGAUUUUCUGCGGCGGUUUUCGCGAUUAUUUUGUCGUCGCUGCUGCUCUGUUUCGCGGUGGCGAUUAGGAGGAGACGGAGGAGCCAGAGCGAGUUUUCGUCGCCGGAGAAGGCGGCCGUUGUGCUCGACGACGCCGUGUUGCAGAUAGACCAGCAGGAGAGCGAGCUGGAGGAGAGAGUGAGGAGGGCGCAAGGGAUGCUUCUGGCUGGGAAGACGAAGAGCGGGAGCCUGAUGUUCUGCUGCGGGGAGGAGCAGCUGUAUACGCUGGACCAGCUGAUGCGAGCUUCGGCUGAGCUGCUGGGGAGAGGCACGGUGGGGACCACCUACAAGGCCGUGCUCGACAGCCGUCUGAUCGUCUGCGUCAAGCGAUUGGACGCCGUCCGAUUAAGCAGCACCAGCAAGGAAUCGUUCGAGUCGCACAUGGAAUCGGUGGGCGGGCUCCGGCAUCCCAAUUUGGUUCCGUUGAGGGCUUAUUUCCAGGCGAGGCAGGAAAGGCUUCUCGUCUACGAUUAUCAGCCCAACGGCAGCUUACACUCCCUCAUCCACGGUUCCAGAUCGGCGAAGGGGAAGCCGAUGCACUGGACGUCGUGUUUGAAGAUAGCGGAGGACGUGGCGCAGGGGCUGGCUUAUAUACACCAAGCGUGGCGGCUGGUCCACGGCAAUUUGAAGUCAACGAACGUUUUGCUCGGGCCGGAAUUCGAGGCGUGCAUCGCCGAUUACUGCCUCGCCGUGCUCGCCGAUUCUUCUCCGCCGGCAGAGGAAGACCGGGACGCGGCGGCGUACAGGGCGCCGGAGAUUCACAAUUCGGAGGGAACAGGAGAGGCGGCGACGACGAAGUCCGAUGUGUAUUCGUUUGGGAUUCUGCUGAUGGAGUUGCUGACGGGGAGGGCGCCGUCGGAGCUGCGGCGGAUGGCGCCGGAGGAGAUGGCGGAGUUGGUGAGGGGCGGCGGAGGUGGGAUGGAGGAGGAGGGCGGGGGAGGGAAUGUGAGGAUGGAGAUGCUGCUGGAAAUGGCAGUGAGGUGUAGGUCGGCGGCGGCAGAGCAGAGGCCGACGAUGUGGCAGGUGUUGAAGAUGUUGCAGGAGGUUAAGGAGACGGCGUCGGUGGAGGAUGAUGGAGCGGAGGUAGUUACAAGGAGUGAGGAUGGGACGUCGUCGACGUCGGUUUAAGUUGGUUGUUUGAAGGAUUAGCUUGUAGUGUAGACUGUAGACUCUAAUUGGUUCAGUAGGUGAUGUAUAAUUCCUCUUGUCCUGCAUUUUGACUGGAUAUUAUUUUGUUUCCGGGUACAAAAAUGGAUUGAGCUUGAGCGGCAGAUUUUUUGAUGUAGCUAAGAACGUUAGGCCGCAAGAAUUGUUGAGCUUGCAAGUCCAGCUCAAGGAAAACUGAAAACCAG
Linum tenue is the source of this 2860-nucleotide messenger RNA. Lineage: Eukaryota; Viridiplantae; Streptophyta; Magnoliopsida; Malpighiales; Linaceae. The record is from the annotation of a GenBank genome assembly.